Messenger RNA from Culicoides brevitarsis, 1824 nucleotides. RefSeq lists its product as uncharacterized. Lineage: Eukaryota; Metazoa; Arthropoda; Insecta; Diptera; Ceratopogonidae. The transcript has 3 exons. The record is from RefSeq and is a predicted model, not a curated record. The coding region runs from base 199 to 1824 and encodes 541 amino acids.
GGUACCGUGAUAAGCCAAUAUGGUGUACGGAGUGUAUGACGUCUAAUUCUGUCUCUCGUAUCGUAGGACUUUCUCAUGAGAACAAGAUUAGAUUUGACUAGUUUUGGGAGAUAGACCUCGAUUUUUUCGUUCAAUUGUUUGCCGAUAAUCUAGUUUUUUUGAGAUUUCGGACAAAUCGAGGCAUUAUGACGACCAUGAAUGACCUUAUCUUUGAUUUUUUUCAAAAUAUUGCCUUCAAGCUACCAAUUCAAAAUGCAACAUGGUAAGAUUUUUAUGGUUGAGAUGACUUAUUCGGACCUCGAACUGCCAAAGCUGACGGAAAAUGAUCCUUUUUUCAAGUCAUGUGUCCUCUUGCGGCUCUUCGAAGACAUCGAAAUGGAGAUUUGUGACAAUAAAUUAGCGACCGAAGUGAAUUUUCACGACUUGAACGACAGAAAAUGCAUUUUUUCGUUGUUCAACGAGGACGAAGUCGCUGCUGUUAAUGCUUCUAUCAACGUUUUUCGCAAAGAUGAGCAGGAUAGGAGAGUUUUUGUGGGCAAAUAUGACCUUCAGUUGGAAGAAAUUCUGAAAAAACUCAUGAAAGGAUCGAAAAAAGAAUCAGCGAUCGCUAAAAGUCAAAGUAAAAAUAUUUCCGCGAUCCGUUCGGGGAUUUCUUCCAUCUUGAAAGACGCUUCCGUGAUAAAUUCGAGCUUAAAAUCCCUCAAAUCUGAGUCAAUUAACGUCGAAAAUGCCUCGAAUACGGAACCAGUAUCGGAAACGAUCAAAGGUCUCUUUCCCUUGUUCAACCACGACGACGAAAAUAUCGGAUUUAUCGUACUUACGAUACGAAUUUCGUACUACGGGAAUGUCAUGAUGCAUCCAAAGACAGUUCAAGUAACGGAUGAAAAGGCAUCCACGUUAUUUUUCAGUAAAAAACCUUCGAAUCAGGAAAGCACGAUCGACUUUAAUCACUUGUACAUGUACAAAAAGUCCAAAAAUGAGGAUUGUGAGUGUCCGAAAUGCUCGGAAAUAUCGGUGGCGAGCAAGAUUUCCGCUUUUUCGGAAGAAUCUCUUCAAAAGUCGUCUAGUGAGAGCUUAUCAAAUGUUCCUCCAUCAUCGCAAAUUUCGAUUCCAGCAGAGCCAAAAGAAGAAUAUGAUGAAUUUGUGCAAGAAAUUAAUGGAAAUGCGAUGAUUAUUAGAAUUGCCAAAGGUGCUGGCAUGAAAGUUAAUGUCCUCGAACCGGAAAAUGACAAUUUGAAAAGUGUGAUUGGGUAUUCGAGGGAUAAUGAUAAUGUGACCAUCCAAAUCCCCCAAAACAACGACGGCAACAUACUUAACGUCAUGCAAGAGAUCGCUUCCCGUUGUCAAUGCUUCCAACAACAACUCCGAGCAUGUCCUUAUUCCCGAAAAUGCGCAAGACUCCCAAUUAUCAAAGGAAAUCUCAAAUAUCCCAACCGACCGCCACUUCACAUGGCAAAAAUCAUGGAACCAUCACCUAAAAUUCAAACAAUUCCCGAUGGAACUCCCACCAUUGACAGUAAAACUGGCGCUAUUUCCCCAAAAGGCGUCGAAAUCAGCAAAAAAAUCUUACCAGACACGACCAUGGAUUCGUACGUACUGAAAUUGGGAAAGAAGAAACCUGGCGGAGGACAUUUGGAAAUAGAAUUAAGAACUCCAAAGUCACCAGAUUCGCAAAAAUCCGAAAAUACUGUCGGCGUUCAAGUAAUCGAAGAGGAAUUUGAGGAUUACGAGUCUUAUAAAAUCGGAAAAAAGGACGAAAAUGAGGAAAAAUCAAAGGAAAAAGGCAAAAAAGGGAAGAAAGGAAAAGGAAAGAAGAAAAAAUAA